Hyla sarda is the source of this 3517-nucleotide messenger RNA. RefSeq names its product C-X-C motif chemokine ligand 14 (gene CXCL14). Gene Ontology annotation, molecular function: chemokine activity. The coding region runs from base 253 to 549 and encodes 98 amino acids. The transcript has 4 exons. The record is from RefSeq and is a predicted model, not a curated record. Gene Ontology annotation, biological process: cell chemotaxis; antimicrobial humoral immune response mediated by antimicrobial peptide. NCBI's taxonomy places the organism in Eukaryota, Metazoa, Chordata, Amphibia, Anura, Hylidae. Gene Ontology annotation, cellular component: extracellular region.
AGCAAGAAAUCUCCACCCUCCACACAGUGAGGAAAUUGCAGUGUGUAGUUUGGUUGCUACGCAUGUUAAUGACUUUGCACCCUGGGCUGUAGGAUCUGUUUUAAAAGAGGACAGGCGAGAAAGGCGAGCCUCACAUUGGAGGUGGAUUCUGUCGAGACAGGACAGAGGCACAGAGCAAGCCAUCAGAGAAUACACAGGAGGGCAGCCUGAACCUAUCCACUACUUCAUCAAUAAAACAAGAGCAAUAGGGACAUGAAACCCUUUGUAGCAGCUUUCCUUCUCCUUCUCAUAGCUGUGUGUACACUACACGUAGAAGGGUCAAAAUGCAAAUGUUCCCGAAAGGGUCCAAAAAUAAGAUUUUCUGAUGUGCAAAAGCUGGAAAUCAAACCAAGGCAUCCAUACUGCGAGGAAAAGAUGGUCAUUGUAACCAUGCAUGUAUCCCGGCUAAGAGGACAACAAUACUGCUUACACCCUAAACUACACAGUACAAAGAAGUUCCUCAAGUGGUACACAAUAUAUCGGGAAAAGAACAGAGUGUAUGCAGACUAAGAGGAGAUUCCAUCUGCAAGAUACAAUGACAGAGGCAACCUACUGCUCCAAAAGGAGCACAAGCAAAUCAGCAAUGUCUUUCCUAGUAUUCAGACAAUCUAUGCUCAUAUUAUAACAUGGGUCCAUUUUUACAUUUAUAGCCAUAUAUAGAAAGAAGACCUUUGAAAUCCAUAGUUUUCUCAUACUUUUCUGAAUUCUGCUGUAACUGUCUCUAUUAUUCUGGAAAUGGAAAGAUUUUGUGUUAUAAUUCUAUGAUACCUUGUGUGUGUUUAAAAUAAAGAUUCAUAGUAUGUAUGAGCUUUAUAAGUUCAUUAAGUAUGUAGAUAAAAAAGAUUACUUUGGUUCACCAAUUUCCUCUUUACAUAUUUAUUUCAAUUAUCCGUUUUCUAUCUUAACAACAUAUCUUAGUGAUGUGCAACAAAUGAAAAGUAAUAUGUUUCUCUGAAAAUAAAAAAAAAUCUCAGUAAUUUUAUUUCUUUGACCAUUCUUAUUUUAUUAAAUUUUUUAGUCAGGGUUCAUAAGCAGUCUUUUAAACUAAUAAAUUACAUUACGUAGGUUUUUUUGUUUUAAAAAGAUUUUCAAUAAUAGCAUCUUUCCACAAAAGUAUGACAGCACAAAUUAGGCAUAAAAAAAGUUGUUUUCUUAUUUUUUAUAGCAAGUGUAAUAUUUUUCUAAUGAAAUAAAUAACUUCUUUAAAAUCCCCCCCCCCCGCGCUAAAAAAAAUAAAAACAAAGAAAAAAAAUUAUCUACAUGAUUAACAUCAAGUCGAAUAAUACAUUUUUGUAAAAAAAAAUGCAGCAUUCAAUUAAGUGAGAAAGCCGGUAUUUGGAUGUAUCAUAUUUUGUUCAUCCCCUAGAGCAGAAAUACCCAACCUGUAGGUCACGCGCUAUCUUCAGAUAUGACAGAUCAGGUUGAGCCACUCUGAACAGUUAAGAAUCCUAGUAAAUUUUUUGGGCUAGUAAUAUGGCUUUUACCUGAAAAAGACUCUGCCACUUCUAAUACACCCCCCCCCCCCUUAAAAAAUAAGGAAAUAGGUUAAAAGAUGCUCAUUCAGAAUCUGUCGUUUUUACCUUUCUACUCAACUGCAUUCUUCUACUGUAAAGGCUGGGUUCACACCUUAAAUUCUGCACACAUCUUAUAUUACACAUCGAUUUGCCACAAAAAUGCGGCUGUAAUCUGGAAAAAAAUUUGCAUGAUAUCAACUACAGAAUAUACCAUGCUCACAAAAAAUUUCAUGUUAUGUAAACCCAGUCUAAGCCUGCAAACACAGAAGUCUAAGUAGUCCUCUCCAUUAUAUUUCUGAGCUAAGCAGUCAUCUCUACAUUUCAGUAUGCCCCAUUUGUAGACUUACAACAGAGAAUGAAAAUAAGUUUAAACCUAAAAUUUACAGAUUUAAAAUCAUGUUUCUUGAAGGUAACAGAAUAUCAUAUAUCCCUUAUAUUUGCAAGAAUACAGGUUUGGCCCAGUAACAAAUACUAGUAAUGCUAUGACAUUAUGGCGCCACUAGAUCACAACAGUUUCAAGAACCAUCAAAAGAUGGCAUGUCAUAUGUAGGGGGCUAAGAACCACAUGUGGCCCUCCACCACUGAUUCAUACUGCUCUACAGAGUCCAGUGUACCAAUAAGAAUUUUAUGGUGAUGAACAUAUAAUUAUGCAACUUAACACUGUUUGUCAGUUGGAUCAAGUAUAAAUCUACUUAACAGAUCAAUAAAAAAAAUGGAUAUUUUGCCUUUAAUGUCAUUAGAUACAUACAAACAUAUCAUAUGUAAAUGUGCUUAAAGGAGAUCUGUAGUGCUCUGAACUUUAUCCCCUAUCCGAAGGAUAGAGGAUAAGUUUUAGAUCGCGGGGGGUCUGAGUGCUUGGGCCCCCCGCGAUCUAAAACGUAUCCCCUAUCCUUCGGAUAGGGGAUAAAGUUCAGAGCACUACAGACCUCUUUUAAAAUUAAAUUCAUAUUUUUUCAUCCUUUUACUUUUGACUUCCAUUUUAAAAAAAUAUUAAAAAGAAAAACAUAAAAAAUUUGGAUUCUGAAUUUGACAGAUUGGAAAGCUAAAGACGCUAAAUGUAUAAUUGUAUCUCUAUGGGAUUCAUGAAGGGGCGUGCUGGCUGCCGCGUCAAGUGGGGACGGGACGCCCCUUUACUGCACAUUGCCGUUGCCCCGUACAGGAGAUCACGGGGGGCCCCAGCGCUUGGACCCCCCGCGAUCUAAAACUUAUCCUCUAUCCUUAGGAUAGGGUAUAAAGUUCAGAGCACUACAGAUCUCCUUUAAAAUUAAAUUCAUAUUUUUUCAUCCUUUUACUUUUGACUAUCAUUUAAAAAAAUGUAAAAAAGAAAAACAAAAAAUUUGGAUUCUGAAUUUGACAGAUUAGAAAGCUAAAGACGCUAAAUGUAUAAUUGUGACUUUGCCCCUAAAUGUGGUGUGUAUUGUGGAUUCACUUUAAGAUAGCAGCAAUUUAGCAUCUAUAUUAUGGCAACAAUAUCUGGCCCUACUGGGUUCCCUCAAACUGAACUUAGAACAUGGAACCUUAUAGUAAAUAUUGGUUAUGUUGUUAACCAUAGUACAGACCCAAAUAUGUGGCUGUGUUAAAGUAAUAUAAAGUAGUAUAAAAGCAACCCUACCCCCACUUGUUUUUUUUCCCAUUGAAACACUAGUAACAUUAUACAUGUAUUUUUACAAAUUGCUAGUCUUUAUACACUACAUUUACUCUUCUGUAUGUAUAUAAGCCUGAUAAGUCAGUAUUUCAUUCAAUACUCAUGCAUUUGAUCCUUUCCUACAGAACGUAGUUGGAGAGAUGAAUACUUCAUAAUAUGUAAAUAGAUUAUAAUGAUAAAAGAUUCAUACUAUAAAUGUGUAUAUUAUUGGUAUUUGUAUUGUACUGCUAAAUUAUCAUUUUAUUUAAGUAUAUUCAGUUUGUAGAAAAGUUGCAUGUUGCUUUCUUAUUCAUUUUUUAAAUAAACUGGGGAAAAUGUC